UGGGGCACCUCCCCCCGCCCUGCCGCCCCCUAGUUCUUAUUCUGGUCACCUCCCAUUCCUCUUCUUGACUCUUCUCCAAUUCCUCUUUUCCCGGCCCCUCGCGCCUUCCUUCGCUUGUUCCUCCAUCGCUCUUCCCUUUCCUCCCGGUAACAGCUCUUCUCCCGCUUCCCUCAACCCACCGCCCUCCCCCGGUUCGCUUUUUCCUCGCUCACUUCUGCCCUCUCCUCCGCCCUCCACUCGUUUCUUCAGCUUUUUCUCUCACUCACGUUGCCCUUUGGCCCCUGGCUCUCCCAGCACAAUUCGCUUCUCUCACUCCCCAGUCCUAGCUUCCGGAGAUCGAGCUUUGAGCCCCAUCCCGACCCCCACUCUCUGGGUCGCCAGCCUGCAUUCUUGGGUUCCUUGGCCGGUAGAGCUGGUGGCGCGCUGCUGCCCAGGUGCCCCAGCAGCCAUCCCCUUUCCUCUCCCUUGUGUAGCUGCCGCCCCCACCCCACCCCCCGAGCCAGGAGAUUGUUUGUCCAGCGGCGGCCGCUGCGGCCCACGCUGUUUGCAAAGCUUAGCGCGCCGUCGCGCAGUGCGGGCCCAAUUAAGUCUCAUUCAUUAUUCAGCGCCCCUGUCUGCCCCCGCCCCCAGCAGUCUGAGGCGUCGCUUUGGGGCCCCUCCCAGCCUUAGACCCGCAGUGAGCCCUAAGAGGUUAUAUAGAAAGCAGCAUUUCCUCUCUAGGCCGAGAAGAGGGCUGAGGGCGCCGGGGGUUUGGAGGGAUCUGCUUACUGCAGGGAGGUGACACCGGCAAGGCCGACCGUUCCCCACAAACGCCCUCAAGUCCGGAUUGGGGGACCUUGGAGAUCCACGAGAUUUCCAGAGAAAGAAACUGAGGCCCAAGGAGCUGCAUGACUUAACCAAGGUCACGGAGUAGAACCCGGGAUUGGAGCGAGGCCGGGACAUUGAAAUGAAGGUGUCUUGCAUUGCAGCUCCGUGGCAGCUCAGAGGCGCGGGAAGGCAGACCACCCCCAGCCUCGGGCUGCGGCCUCGCCCUCCUAGUGGUGCCUCCCGCCCUCCAUCUCUCUGCUCCGGUUUCUUCCUCUGGCCCUUGGCCCGCGGGACAGAGCAGCCCUGGAUUGGGAGGCUCCUCAGGUCUCAUGCUCAGGUGCAAAAGCAAAGCCCUUAACUGGAAGGCCCAAAGGCGGGCCCGUGAGGCAAGCUCUGUGGGGGGCUGAGGCCAGCCUGUGUUUGGGGUGGUCCCUCCCUGCAGUAGUCAGCCUGUCAGUGGAUGUCUCUGCCUUAGGGAAAUUGGAGGUGGAACCGUCCAGUCUUGAAGGUCAACCGACCGUGAAGAGAGGAGCUUGCAGCUUGAGCACUACAGAUAGGAGCGUCCCUUGCUCCCGCCAGGCAGCCCCUCAGUAGGGGCCGCCGUGUGCUGCUGUGCCUCGGCAUCCGCGCAAGGUGAGUCUGGGACCGCCCGGAGCCGCUCUUCUUCAGCGGCAGCGCCACCUGGCGGCCGUGGCGCCUUGGUGCGGGAGGCACUGGGCCUGGACUGGGCGCUGAGCUCGAGCGAGCUGACGGCGUCUGCAGAGCCUUGCACCGAACUUCCCUGCGAGGGAGGGCGGGAGGAGUCCCCGGCAGGAAGGUGAUCUCUAGGGGGCCGGGGAGGGGCCCUGGGGAGGAGCCUGGUCUGGGGACGCCCGACUUCCGUGACACAAAAGACAAAGUCCAUUUGGAUGGAAGUAGGAGCCGGGCGAGACAGGCCAUUUUCACUCUGUAGUCAAAGGAAAUGACUGGUCUGAUGCGGUCUGGGAGCGGGGCACCCAGGGCCUAAGGACAACUCUGGAACCAUGACGUCCAUGAUUCUCACAGGGGACCCUGAGAUUUCUAUGCUGUGAGAAACUGGACCUAUUCUGAGACCUUUGCCUUACAGGAUGGCCAAGGGGCUCCUGGUGACCUAUGCCCUCUGGGCUGUGGGGGGCCCUGCUGGGCUCCACCACCUAUACCUAGGAAGGGACAGCCAUGCCCUGCUCUGGAUGCUGACCCUGGGGGGUGGUGGGCUGGGCUGGCUUUUGGAGUUCUGGAAACUCCCAACCUUUGUAGCUCAGGCCAACAGAGCCCAGGGACAGAGGCAGAGCCCCCGAGGGGUGACACCCCCUCUAAGUCCCAUUCGAUUUGUCGCCCAGGUGAUAGUUGGCAUCUAUUUUGGCCUUGUGGCGCUGAUUAGCCUUUCUUCCAUGGUCAACUUCUAUAUUGUGGCCCUCCCACUGGCAGUUGGCUUAGGAGUCUUGCUGGUGGCUGCUGUUGGCAACCAGACCUCAGACUUUAAGAACACUCUGGGGGCAGCAUUUCUCACUUCUCCUAUCUUCUAUGGCCGCCCCAUAGCUAUCCUGCCCAUCAGUGUGGCUGCCAGCGUUACAGCUCAGAAGCAUCGCCGCUACAAAGCGUCAGUAGCAUCAGAGCCACUCAGCGUGAGGCUCUACCGGCUAGGCUUGGCUUACCUUGCUUUCACGGGCCCACUGGUAUACAGUGCCCUCUGCAACACAGCUGCCACCCUCAGCUAUGUGGCAGAAACCCUUGGCUCCCUCUUGAACUGGUUCAACUUCUUCCCCCUUCUUGGCCGCCUCAUGGAGCUUUUCCUUCUUCUGCCUUACCGGAUCUGGAGGCUACUGAUGGGGGAUCCUGGCUUCAACAGCAGCUACUUCCAGGAGUGGGAGAAACUCUAUGAGUUUGUUCAGAGUUUUCAGGAUGAGAAGCGUCAACUGGCUUACCAGGUUUUGGGCCUCCCAGAAUGGGCAACAAAUGAAGAAAUACAUCAGAGUUAUCGGGAGCUAGUGAAGGUCUGGCACCCAGACCACAACCUGGACCAGACAGAGGAGGCACAGAGGCACUUCCUGGAGAUCCAGGCUGCAUAUGAAGUCCUGAGUCAACCCAGGAAGCACAGGGGAUCCUGGAGGUGAGAAGAAAUGUCCCCCUGAGGAUGGACUUCUUAGCAGAGCUUGGCAACUUGUCCCAAAUCUAGCUUUGCCCACAAAUGGCAUCCCAACAGCAUUGAAGAAACUCCUUGGUGGCUCACGCCUGUAAUCCUGGCACUUUGGGAGGCUGAGGCAGGCAGAUCACCUGAGGUCAGAAGUUCAAGACCAGCCUGACCAACAUGGAGAAACCCUAUCUCUACUAAAAAUACAAAAAAUUAGCCAGGUAUGGUGGUGCACACCUGUAAUCCCAGCUUCUGGGGAGGCUGAGGCAGUAGAAUGGCUUGAACCUGGGAGGCAGAGGUUGCAGUGAGCCAAGAUCGUGCCAUUGCAGUCCAGCCUGGGCAACCAGAGCAAAACCCCAUCUCAAAAAAAAGAAAAAGAAACUGCUUGCAGUGGACAUGAGAAAACCUUAAAGGAGUGAGAAAGAUUGCAGUAGAAGAAUGUGUUUAUAUUCUGAAUUUCUGGACUCUUGGCUAUUGUAAUUUUUUUCUUAAAACCAGAGACUGAGAGGCAUAUUGUAAAACAAUCAAAUAUCUUUUAGAGUAUGUAUAACUAUUAAUUAUCAAUAAAAAUAAUUAGAAAAAAUAUAUCUUUUAGAGAACACACCACUUUAUCCCACCCAUGUUGUAUCGAUAUGUGAUGGAGGAAGGUUAUUUAACUUUUUUUUUUUUUUUUAAGAGGGAGUCUUGCUCUGUCUCCUAGGCUGGAGUGCAGUGGCACCAUCUCAGCUCACUGCAACCUCUGCCUCCUGGGGUCAAGCGAUUCUCCUGCCUCAGCCUCCUAAGUAGCUGGGACUACAGGCGUGCACCACCAUGCCUGGCUAAUCUUUUUUUAUUUUUCUUUCUUUUUUUUUUUUCAAUUUUCCCGGAAGCCCAAGAUCAAUUUUCUUUUUCUUUUAUUUAUUUUUUAUUAUUUUAUUUUAUUUUAUGUUUUUAAUCUUUUUGUAUUUUUAGUAGAGACAGGGUUUCACCAUGUUGGCCAGGAUGGUUUCAAUCUCUUGACCUCAUAAUCUGCCUGCCUCAGCCUCCCAAAGUGCUGAAAUUACAGAUGUGAGCCACCAAGCCCAGCCUUUUUUUUUAGAAAGAGACCAGGCUGGAAUGCAGUAGCCCAUCUCAGCUCACUGCAACCUCUGCCUCCUGGGUUCAAGCAAUUUACGUGCCUCAGCUUCUCGAGUAGCUGGGAUUACAGGCAUGUACCACUAUGUCCAGCUAAUUUUUUGUGUUUUUAGUAGAGAUGGGAUUUCACUAUGCUGGCCAGGCUGGCCUGAAACUCCUGGCCUUAAGUGAUCCACCUUCCUCAGCCUCCCAAAGGGCUGGGAUUACAGGUGGUGAGCCUCCAUGCCCUACCUAUAAAAGAGCUUUAAAAAAUUCAGGCCGGGCCCAGUGGCUCACGCCUGUAAUCCCAGCACUUUGGGAGGCCGAGGCGGGUGGAUCACGAGGUCAAGAGAUCGAGACCAUCCUGGUCAACAAGGUGAAACCCCGUCUCUACUAAAAAUACAAAAAUUAGCUGGGCAUGGUGGUGUGUGCCUGUAGUCCCAGCUACUCAGGAGGCUGAGACAGGAGAAUUGCUUGAACCCAGGAGGCGGAGAUUGCGGUGAGCCGAGAUCACGCCAUUGCACUCCAGUCUGGGUAACAACAGCAAAACUCGGUCUCAAAAAAAAAAAAAAAAAAAAAUUUGCCAAUGAAUUUACUUAUAUACCAUAAUUUCAAGAUCCAAUUAAUUUUCACACCAUUUUAAUGUUGCCAAGAAUUGACAUACAUUUGCUUUGCCAAACACUUAUAGUUUGUCAGAUUAUCAUGUUGAAUUUUCAUAGGCUAUUAAUAAUUUUUAAUAUGAUAUGUAGCACUACUUCUGUAAAACAUAAAUAUAUCCAAAAUAAUCUAUAAGGAAAAAGAGACCAAGGAGUGGUUAGGGUCUUUACUUGAUAUGGAAAAUUAUUUUACUGUUCUCAAUGUUUUCUUUUGUUUUGUUUUGAGACAGAAUCUUGCACUGUUGCCAGGCUGCAACGCAGUGGUACAGUUUCAGCCCACUGCAACUUCCGCCUCCAGGGUUCAAGUGAUUCUCCUGCCUCAGCCUCCCAAGUAGAUAGGUCUACAGGUGCAUGCCACCAUGCCUAGCUAAUUUUUUAUUUUUAGUAGAGACAGGGUUUCACCAUGUUGGCCAGGAUGGUCUCACAUCUUGACCUGGUGACCUGCCCGCCUCGACCUCCCAAAGUGCUAGGACUACAGUCGUCAGCCACCGUGCCUAGCUACUGUUCUCAAAUUUUAUUAUGGGUUUUUGUUACAAAAUAUGGUAAUAUUUUAAUUUACUCAAGUGGGAACUACUGAUAAGCAGUUCUUAUUUUUCCAGCAUAAGCAAGGCUACAAUAAAUAUCUUUGACUAUAUGCACUUUUGUUUUUGUUGAAGCUAUAUCCCGAUUAAGUGAUAAAUAGGGUCAAGCAGAAGACAUGGUUUUACAAUUUUUAUUAAUAUUGUAUCGGGCCAGGCAUGGUGGUUCAGGCCUGGCAUUCCAGAACUUUUCGAGGCUGCGGUGGGAGGAUAGCUUAGCUCAGAAGUUCAAGACCAGCUUGGGCAACCAGCAAGAC
This is a messenger RNA of Callithrix jacchus (white-tufted-ear marmoset), 5539 nucleotides long. Lineage: Eukaryota; Metazoa; Chordata; Mammalia; Primates; Cebidae. The record is from RefSeq and is a predicted model, not a curated record.